Molecule: messenger RNA, 228 nt
Organism: Blepharisma stoltei
Lineage: Eukaryota; Ciliophora; Heterotrichea; Heterotrichida; Blepharismidae
Source: the annotation of a GenBank genome assembly
AUGAAAUUAAUAUUAUGCCAAUUAAAAAAAUCGAUUUUCUGAAAAGCUGCUAAAAAGAGAACACUAUUAGCAAAAUAUUCAAAUAAUGAGGGAUCAGAAAUAAAUAAUAACAGCCCUGAAGUUACAGCAAAGGAGAAUUUUUCUUCUUGAGUUUUUGAUCUAAAAUUACAGAAUAACCCUGACAGAGAAAAUGCAACUGAAGAAUCUGAGAAAAUCGUAUCCGAUUAG